UUGAUAGAUCACUCCGGAGCUAUAAACGCGCAUCAACACAACUCGAUUUUUCCUUGCUAUCCGAAGAUGAGAGUGUCCAUCGCGGUGCCCUCUGCAUGCUUUACCUCCUAACUCGGGCUCUAGACCCGCAGCUGGGACGGGAGAGAGAGCAACCUCUCUUUUCUCUCAUCAUCACUCGCUUGGUGUUCCAAGGACACGGGGAGCGAGCCGACAGUCGACGACAAUAAUUGUACGGUAUUUGUGUAUCCUUUCUCAUUUAAACAAACUUCCUCAUCCUGUCUUUCACGCUGGGCACAUAUAGGGAAGGAGAGAAGAACAAGGCUCCGCAUCGCUAUUUCUACCGUGGAAAUACAUUUGGACGGGUUUUGUGCCCUGUCCGUAUUUGGUGAACCCUGGAUUUAGUGAACAUGGAGACGGUGGAGAAGGAGUGCGGGGCGUUAGGUGGACUAUUCCAGGCGAUUGUCAAUGAUAUGAAGUGUUCAUACCCCGUGUGGGAGGACUUCAGUGCCAAGGCCACCAAACUGCACUCCCAGCUCCGGACCACAGUGCUGGCGGCAGUGGCCUUCCUGGAUGCCUUUCAGAAGGUGGCGGACAUGGCCACCAACACCAGAGGCGCCACCAGAGACAUUGGAUCAGCUCUUACCAGGAUGUGCAUGCGGCAUCGCAGCAUCGAGGCCAAACUGCGCCAUUUCACCAAUGCCCUGAUGGAGAGCUUGAUCACUCCUCUCCAGGACAGGAUUGAGGAUUGGAAGAAGACAGCCAACCAGCUGGACAAGGACCAUGCCAAAGAGUACAAGAGAUCUCGUCAUGAGAUCAAGAAGAAGUCCUCAGACACCAUGAAACUGCAGAAGAAGGCCCGGAAAGGCCGAGGGGACCUGCAGCCCCAGCUGGAUAGUGCCAUGCAUGAUGUGAAUGACAUGUACCUGCUGAUGGAGGAGACAGAGAAGCAGGCGGUGCGCCGAGCUCUGGUGGAGGAGAGGGGACGCUUCUGCACCUUCAUCGGCUUCCUGCAGCCUGUAGUGAAUGGAGAGAUUGCCAUGCUGGGAGAGAUCACUCACCUCCAGGCCAUUAUUGAUGACCUCACUGUGCUGACCACUGAUCCUCACAAACUGCCCCCCGCCAGCGAGCAGGUGAUUAAAGACCUGAAGGGUUCAGACUACAGCUGGUCCUACCAGACCCCUCCCUCCUCCCCCAGCAGUUCUGGCUCCAGGAAGAGCAGCAUGUGCAGCAGUGUGAACAGCGCCCACAGUAGUGCCUCCCGCUCCUCCGGAGGCUCUCAGACUCACUCACCCAGUUCGUCCUAUCGCUACCGCAGCCUGGCCCAGCCGCCACCAGGGAACGCUCACCGCCUCAGCAGUGUCUCCUCCCACGACUCAGGCUUCAUAUCACAGGACGCCAACGUCUACUCCAAGCCUCCCUCGCCCAUGCCCUCUGACAUCACCAGCCAGAAGUCAUCAAGUUCCGCAUCCUCAGAGGCAUCCGAGACCUGCCAGUCAGUCAGUGAGUGCAGCUCUCCCACAACGGAUUGGUCCAAGGCAGGUUCUUAUGAGCAGCCGUUGGCUGCCACGCUUCAGCGGCGGAAGGAGCCCCUGGAUAGGCUGAGGGAGAGCGAGGCAUCCCCGGGCUCCCAGGGAUAUGCUGGUGCUCACCCAGACGAUGUCCAGAGGCCCCGAAUGACCCCCGCCACCAUCGCUGCCAAGCACGGCGAAGAGGUGUCUCCAGCAGCCAGUGACCUGGCCAUGGUUCUGACCCGGGGUCUCAGCAUGGAGCAGCAGAAGAGCAACAGGGACUCCCUGCAGUACUCUAGUGGCUACAGCACCCAGACCACCACGCCCUCCUGCUCCGAGGACACUAUCCCCUCUCAGGGGUCGGAUUAUGACUGCUACUCUGUGAAUGGAGAUGCCGAAGGUGAGGCGUCAACUGACUUUGACAAGUCCUCCACCAUCCCCCGCCACAGCAACAUCGCCCAGAACUACCGCCGUAUGAUCCAGACCAAGAGGCCGGCCAGCACCGCUGGUCUGCCUAGUGGAGCCCAGGGCGGAGUGCUUGGAGGGGGAGGGGGCAUUGGGACCCCUGGGACUGCCACCAUCCGCCGAACCCCAUCCACCAAGCCGGGUGUGAGGCGCACCCUGUCCAACGCGGGCCCCAUCCCCAUCCGCCCCCCCAUAGUGCCAGUGAAGACACCCACGGUGCCUGAUGCUCCUGGGGGGUACCCCGGGCCUCCGGUACGUGUGGGCAGUGAGGAGUGCGUGUUCUACGUGGCAGAUGACUCCUCCCCCAACACGUUGGAGUAUGUGAAGGCCUCUCCCAAACGACUGAGCCUGCCCAACACAGCGUGGGGGUCUGGGGGAGCGAUGGAGAUGAGUGUGUAUGUCCAGCAGGCUGCCCAGCACGGCUCUGAGGAGGACCAGAUGAUAGCCGCUAACCGCCACAGCCUGGUGGAGAAGAUAGGAGAGCUGGUGGCCAGUGCCCAUGCCCUUGGGGAGGGACAGUUCCCCUUCCCCAACCUUCCUGAUGACCCCCCACCUGGCCUGGACCCCCAGCACGACCCCCAGGCCCCCGGGUCAGGCACCGACGUGCUGGUGUCCAUCCGCAGGGGUGUGCGGCUCCGCAAGACCGUCUCCAACGACAGGUCAGCGCCCAGGAUUUUGUGAUGGUCCACAGCGGAGCGGAGGGAGCGCAGCCUGCACCCACCGAGGUGCCCCAACCACUACAUGACUCUGUAGUAAAGAAAUGAAUAUGACAACAGAAGAUUACAAAAAAAUACGUUUUAAUUAGAAGUAAAUGAUAAAUAACAAUAAUAAUGCUGAUAAUGAAAAAGUAAAUCGUGAAUAAUAAUGACAGGCUCUAGCCACUAUAACUCUAUCGUGUCUGGGCGCAUGUUUGUUUAAUAAGCACCACCAUCACCACGGGAUCCUCAGACUGUAUAUAGAGACUCUGUCUGGACUGACUGCCGAGAGAGAGACUGUUUUAUAGGGACCUGGACUUCCAGCCACCCUCUCCACCUCCUCCCACAACCCCCCACUCCUCACCCAACCUCUUACCCCCCCAUUCUAGAGUAAAACAGAGGGAAGCAGGUGGCAGAGAGACAGAUGAAAAGUGGGGUCAGUAGGGGGCUCCAUCUCUCCCUCUCCCUUUAGCUCAGGCCACAAGGCUCUGACAAUGCACUGUUAGCUUUAAACCAUGGCUAACCGCGUAGGUGUGUGUGCGUGUAAGAGGUGGGCAGAGUUCUGCUGCAGGUCAGCUGGUUGUAUUUGAGGGUGAGGCUUCUCUCCUCUGUGUCGUUUGUUGUUACCCUCACACUGGGCACACACCGGCUAAAUCAACGUUGUUUCCACAUCAUUUGAAUGAAAUGACGUUGGACUGACGUGGAAUUGACGUCUGUGCCCAGUGGACUGUUUUUAUUGUGACAUUUGAUUUCCUGUUACCACUGUAUGAGAAACUACAAAAUGAAGCCAGGCGUAUAUAUUUUCUAAAUCCAGAGAGAAUAAGAAAUGGAGCAAUAAAUGUGUUUUAUUUUCUGCUUGCGGAGUGGAGAAACAGAAGCUGUUAUCUUAGGUUUAGGUUCUCUUUUUUUUAACUUGCAGGCAAUCAUCAGGCAUGCUCAAGUACAUAUGACAGUGGCUGUCUAACUUUGGCCAUUGGCUUUUCUCAAGUCCUUGCCUGAUGUGUUAAAAAAAACAGAAAAAUCAUUGAAAACUGAAGCACUUUGAAGGUUAAUUUCUAGUGUGGCCACUAGGAGUCAGUGUGGUCAUGCUAUGUGAUGAGACGAGGGUGCUGGGGGACUGAGACAGUUGGUUGUCAUGCGGUGUGCUGAGUGAGUGCCACAGACCAGUGAGUGAAGCAGUUCAAUUGGUGAGAGAAUAGGAAGAUCGAAAAAGGAAGUGAUAAAGAAAGGUGGGAAAUGGGAACGGAAGGAUACGCCAUUGGAGGCAUGGUUAUGUACAAUGGGUCCGUGCUGAAAAGGUUGAAUUCCAAAAAACGGAUUUAUAAUUUAGAUCAUAACAUUUAUGUAAAGAGAGGGAUGGUAAGCUGCUGUACUUGUCAUCACCUGUUGUGAGUCUCAAACAUGAGAUCCAUAGCUCAUGUGAACCAUGUGCAGCCUUACUCGGGAGCUGGCUUUGCUAAAGACAUUAGAAUGAAAGUGACUAUAGCCAGGGAGAAACAGUGAGGAUAAUGUAAGGGGUUGCCAGAAGAAGAAGGGGGGAAUUUAUGUUUACAGAGUUAGCUGAAAGAGAGUUGCUGCAGCGGAGAGAGAUGGAAUGAGCAUUUCACUGCCUGUUCAUACUGUAAGCCCGAGUCGAGAGUCAGACGCACAGGAGGAAGUCAAGACUAGAAACUGUAUGAAUAUAUAUAUAGUAACCUUUCAUAAAAUUAUGUUGCCAUAUUUUUGCAAUAAUGUUAUGCUGUAGUCUUACUUUUGUAAAUGAAAAAAAAGAGAAGAAUUUCCAGAGAACAAUGAAUCACAGUGAUAUAGGAUCUGAGCAGGCAGAGAGCAUUAUUCUGACUGCUGUGCUGUAGGGUAGUGAUGAACUUCAUGGAUGUCUGCCCAAUGCUCCCUAGCAGUGACUGUUGAUGUCCUCACCUUGACUACAAUGACCAUUACAAACUGUAUCUCAAUGCUUAUUUUGUUUAAAAAAAUGUUUUUUUAUUUAUUUAGCCUAAAUAAGAGCACUGUUUUAGAAAUGCCUGUGGCUGUUUUCAAGCGAGGAUCUGCUUUGAGAAGAUGAAACACCUGGUAUUGUAGAAUAUUGCUCAUCUGCUGGAGUGCCUGUAGUACUUCCGCAAGGGGCUCUGUAAGAGGGUGUGUGGGUGUGACGCGGCAGGGUGGGGCGGGGGAGGAAGGGGAGAGACCAGCAGUCUGGAGGGAGUGGCCCAGGGUGGAUGUGACCUCCCCUGGCACAGUGCAUUCUCAACCAGAGGAUGCUCAUCCAGAGAAUGUCUGCAAAGCACAGGUCAGAACGAUGUAUAUUUAUAUAUACAUAUAUACAUACAUAUACUGUUUAAGAAGUUGAACACUAAUUGUACAGGUUAAAUUGCUAGAAUCUAAAAAAAAAAAAAAAAAAAAACGUUUUACUCACAUUACUUCACAUUACUGAAGAAAAAAAGGCAAAUGUCAACUGUGUGACAGCAAUAUGGGAGUGUGUUUAUUAGCCAAUUUAACAAUACAACUUCUUGUCUAACAAAAAGGUAAACAUGUUUACUGUCUUUUUAACUGUGCAGAUUUAACUCUGGCAAUUAUUCUGUUCCAAUUUCUUGUCAUGCUUGAAUUACUCUGCUUCAUUCUGAUUGUGUGUGAUGCUCCUUACCGUUCCCGAGACCCCAACUCUGUAAGCGUCACUUCUGUCAGAGCAUUAGAGAAAGACAGGAUGUGGCACAGAGACAGACAGAGCGAGUGAGACUGGGCUGUUUGCUAGUGUGUGUUAGACUGAGAGGACCCCUACAGGGGAACUACAGGGAUGUCAUGCCUGGGAUGAGGUGACACUCUCCAAGACCCCAUGGUGGAUGACUAGCAGUCACCCUCACUCCCUCACACCCCCACAGCUGGGCUGUCUCUGGGUCCACACUCUCUUUCCCUCUUUCCUCACUAUCACUCGCUUCUCGCCAUCCUCCCACUGGGCAUAGAUGUCAGUUUAACGUCUAGUUUCGAUUUACAUUUGGUUGAGUUGUUAUCCAACAAUAAUUCAACAUUAAAUCAACAACAAAAAAAGUAUGUUAAAAGUUGGGUGUGCGAAGAAGACGGAAUGCCCUAGCGUUGAUUACUUUUUGCACAUCCAAUUAAUUUUCCAAGUUGAUUCAACGUCAUCGCAUAGUUUUUUGGGGGUUGGAAUGAUGUGGAAACAACGUUGAUUUAACCAGAUUUUGCCCAGUGGGCUACCCCCACUUAUACUCUCAAUAAAUGAACUUGUUUCUUUUCAACCUCUUAUCCACCCAUCCACCACAACCCCAACUCCUACUAGCAGCUCACUCCAUAGCUUGCCUCAGCCUCAGCAUCAGCUCUUAAGCCAGAGCCAAGCCCAAACUCCCAACAGGACUUUGAGUGAAACACUUUCCCGCUGGGGCUAAUGCAAGGACAGGGAAUAACUGUGUCAUCACAAUAAAAUGCUGGUUUCACAUGAGAAGAACAACACUUCCAUGAGAACGUGAUAUGAUGUCUCAUGCUGGCUGGAUUAUAGCUAAUGAAAUCAUUUAAGUUAAACCUUAACUUCCCUCUAAGUGAGUGUUAAUUUGCGAUAAGUGCCCAUGUGACUUCUCUCUCUCAAAUGGGGUGAGUUGUUUGUCUGUGUAUCCUGCUGCGCUUGCCAUGGGUGGUGUGUCCAUAGUGUUAGCGCUGUCGCGAGGGGAAUGGAGCAAAUGGGUUGAUGGGAGUGUUUUAGCAUAAUACACUUUUCUCUUCAUGUUGAGUGAGGUUUGCACAGUGCUGUGUAGAGACGUAUUUUUCACUUCCGUGUCUCUGCAAUACAGCCACGGUCGCAAGUUACACUUAUUUAAAUAGCUUUUUGAAUACUUAUGCAGAUCACUUUCACAAUUUCAAUAAUAGAGAAAAUGUGUUUUCAUUGCCUUGUGAGUUUCACUGUGUGUGAUUUAAUACUCCCCCCGCUAAGCUAUAUAGAAAUAACAAUGGAACUCAUUCAUAAUGUGGGAUACUGGAUAUGUAACAGGAGUCUAUAGGUCUCAUUGGGUCUCUAUAAUGCAUUGCCUAACACAGAUCAACCUGUCCUCCCCCUCUUAAUCCUGGAUAAGAGCUUGGUUAAUCAGCCUUAUUACUGUAAGAACAUUAGAAAGUGGAUGACUGUCAGGAAAUCCUCUGGACUAUAGUCAUUCUGGCCAACACAGACCGUAACACUGUAUGCCUUUAUAGUCUAGGCUGGUGUUAGUGUCCGACCAGUACACACAGCCGUACUGUGACCUUGCAAAUCACUUUAUGCCGUUGUAAGGUAGCCAAACAGCCCAACCCCCUCUUCCUUUAACUAGCUUAUAAUUCAUAUGUUCAAGCAUAUGUCAGGGCAAAGAUUGAAUCAAGCUGGGUAGCUGUGGGGUGUAGGUCAUGUAUGGAGGUUAUACUGUACGUGGUCUAGGAGUAGUUUGUUUACAUUGUCCACAGGUGUUGCGUUGGUGUGUCUUCGUGCUCAUGAAGUCUACCCUGAUGUAUGUUGAGGAUCUCUGACACUGAUGAAGAAACAUAGACUCUGCCUCGACACAAGGUGGCUACACGCCCACUCUCCCACCCACACACAGCCUGUCCCCGUCUAUUUAAAAAGACCAACAAAGUCACCCCACAACGAUGUCACCAUCCGUUAACUCAACGCUGUCAGCUCCUGAGAUGUAGUCAGGCAGGGAGGAGGUGACUCGCAUUUCCAGGUGCCAUGGUAACAGAACUGAAUGUCUUUUCACUUGUGGAUUCUCAGUGGUUUCCUCUCUCUUCCUCUUCCCAAAGCCCAAUCCAAUAUUAAAGCUAAACCAAUGCAUCUAUGAACUUGACCCUUGCCACAGUUUUUAUGAAGUCAUUAUUUUCAUUACGGUAUUGUGAAGAGAUAUGAUGUGUGCAUAUGUUUUUGUACAAAACCCCCUCCAAUGGAGUCACGUAACGCUACAUGCUUUCUGUCUUCUAAUUUCUCUCCUCUUUAAUUUAUUGUGCCCUUUUCUCCAAGGCUGUUUUGCCUCUUUUGCUGAUGACAAGUUUUUCUUUUUGUAAUAUUAAUCCUUUUAAUUUUGUUAACUUUAGUCACUGCUAAUGUAACAAAACGCACUGUGAUGAUUCCAGUAUUAAUAAAAUAUGUACUUAAACUGUG
Salvelinus namaycush (lake trout) is the source of this 7793-nucleotide messenger RNA. It is a transcript of the gene mtss2b, whose product is annotated as MTSS I-BAR domain containing 2b. Gene Ontology annotation, cellular component: cytoplasmic side of plasma membrane; actin cytoskeleton. Bases 408 to 2654 code for a protein of 748 amino acids. The record is from RefSeq and is a predicted model, not a curated record. The transcript is spliced from 14 exons. Gene Ontology annotation, molecular function: phospholipid binding; actin binding. Gene Ontology annotation, biological process: cell projection assembly; plasma membrane organization. Lineage: Eukaryota; Metazoa; Chordata; Actinopteri; Salmoniformes; Salmonidae.